AAUUGUAAAUUGCACACAUAGCUGCGCUGCUCCCCGUGCUGGUGCUCAGACAGACAGAGCACAGGGACCAGAGCGCAGGGUAGUAACCACAGGAGCAUGGCUGUCACUGGGGACGAGACUGACACAGGCAGUGCCAGCGACCUGUCUGCCUACCACAUGCGGAACCCCGGCACUAGCUCCUCCCACCAGAGCGGGGCGGGCACCAGUGUACAUGACGCCAAACAGCUCACCGAGGACGCAAUCCACAAGAGGGCCAUCCGCCUCAUGAAGAACAGGGAGGCCGCCAGGCAAUGCCGACGCAAGAAAAAGGAGUACGUCAGAUGUCUGGAAAAUCGCGUUGCCCUGUUGGAAAACCAAAACAAAGCUCUCAUGGAUGAACUACGAAACUUAAAACUGCUGUAUCGGCACCACUGAAGAAUUUGGAUUUUCUGGGAUUUUUUUUUUGACAGUUUUUCAAGCACACACUAACUAUCCUUGUACGAAAUGUCAGUGGUUUGUCUGCCUAUGUGAUGCUGCACCAGCAAGUAGAGUCAGAAAUAAAAUAAACGUAAUAGCAAAAAGUACAAAAACGUGUACAGAAUAAGCAAAAAAUAUAUGCACAAUUGUUGAAACUGCACAAACACAUGAUUUCACAAUUCAUAGUUUACAAAAUAUUGAAUUUGUCACUCAUUUUGCUUCUCAUUGGACCGUAGGUAGUAAUAGAUUUGGAAAUAGAAAUGCCUUAAAGUCCAAAUUAGCUACACUUUUGAAGAAAUUAGAAAAUUUUUUGCUCUAUAAUUUAUUUAUUUUAUGUUUUUUGUUGUUAUUGAGAGUUGUAUGUUGUAUAUGCGGUGAGUUAAGAUGUAAAAAGUUAUAUUUUUUAAUGUAGGAUUGUGUAUUUGGUUACUCCUACUACUACUACUACUACUACUACUACUAUUCAACCAAGACAAGUACGUUUUGAUAGUAGGCCUACUCAGUGCUUAAAUAUCCAAAUGAGUUGGUGUGUAAAUGCUUACGAGAGAAUGUCAUAUGUGUUGCUUUAAAAGACGUUCUCCACACUAGUUAUAAUAUACAUUUGCGUAUUGCUCAAACUUUUUAAAUGGUGUCUUUCAAUAAAGUUUUACCUGACAAAGUU
Molecule: messenger RNA, 1117 nt
Organism: Boleophthalmus pectinirostris (great blue-spotted mudskipper)
Lineage: Eukaryota; Metazoa; Chordata; Actinopteri; Gobiiformes; Gobiidae
Product: cAMP-responsive element modulator-like
Exons: 3
Coding region: 97-414 (105 amino acids)
Biological process (GO): regulation of transcription by RNA polymerase II
Cellular component (GO): transcription regulator complex; nucleus
Molecular function (GO): DNA-binding transcription factor activity, RNA polymerase II-specific; RNA polymerase II cis-regulatory region sequence-specific DNA binding
Source: RefSeq, a predicted model, not a curated record